GCCUGUGCGAGAUUUAGCGUUGAAAUAUCGCGAGAAUUACUGUCAGCUUCCUGUUUUGCGGCUCCACGAUCCCAGGUUUCAAAAUGGGAUUGUUUGACAUGGAUUUCUUGGACGAUGUGCGGCGCAUGAACCCGCGACAGCUGUACUAUCAGGUGUUGAAUUUCGGAAUGAUUGUGUCCUCAGCAUUGAUGAUCUGGAAAGGAUUGAUGGUCGUCACCGGCAGUGAAAGUCCCAUAGUGGUCGUUCUCAGUGGGAGUAUGGAACCAGCCUUUUUCCGAGGUGACCUACUUUUCCUGACCAACUACAGAGAGGAACCAAUCAGAGUUGGAGAAAUUGUUGUAUUUAAAAUCGAGGGACGAGAUAUUCCCAUUGUCCACAGAGUGCUGAAAGUCCAUGAAAAAGAAGACGGAAAAGUACGAUUCCUGACCAAGGGAGAUAAUAACUCAGUUGAUGACCGUGGGUUGUAUGCCCCUGGACAGCUGUGGCUGGAGAAAAAAGACGUAGUCGGACGAGCGAGAGGAUUUGUGCCGUAUGUAGGAAUAGUCACCAUUCUGAUGAAUGAUUAUCCAAAGUUUAAAUAUGCCAUACUUGCUUGCCUGGGUUUAUUUGUGCUAAUUCAUCGAGAAUAACAAAGACCAACAAAAAAAAAUUAAAAAUGGGGGGGAAAUAGAAAUUAGAAGUAUUGAAUUUAGCAGGAGGAUGUAAAGAAUUUAGUCAGAAUGUGUGGGAGUCUGUCAGUGCUUGUAACUAUUUACCAUUGGUGACAGGGAAUGUGUUUUGUGUAUGUAAAUAAUGUGAACAUUACGGUAUCAAUGUAUUUAUACCUAGUUUUGUGGAUUUUGAAUGGUUGUAAGAAAAAUUAUGGGACUGACUUUGGAUGAAUGUGAAUGGAAGAGUUGUAAAUUUCGGUAGAUUGUGUUUUAAAGUAGUCUGUGUAAAUGUGUCAAGUGUUACUCUGUAUAAAUUUUAUUAAAUCACUGGAACUCAUUUUCACCGUCACAUAAAAUUUGUGUUGUGUCCGACUGUUAAUGAGGUGUGGUACAUUGACUCUUCAUAUUGACAUAUUAUUUGAUUUGUUAAGAUCAGGGUCUGAAUCUCCAGCACUUUUAGAUACAGAGCAGGCAUUUCUGUCGCGGAGUAAUACAGUGGGUGUCCUUUGAUGUGAUUAGUGCAAUAUUCAAUUCAAGAAAUCAUAAAACUGAUGUAAAAUGCAGGGCUUCUCUCGUGUCUAUUUUUAUGAGAAACAUUUUAAUUGUUAUUACACCAUGUAUUGUAAUUUUAUCAUGUGUUGUAAUGCUGUCAAAAAUUUAGUGUUUGCCUGAUUAUAUUGAUAAAAACUAGGAAGUUAUGAUAUGUAUUUGAUACUAUUUGUUGAAAGUCAGAAUAAUCACUUAAACCUUGUGAAUAUAUAGGCCUCUUCUCAUUGCUGUACAUUUACAUCAAAGUCUAACAAGGUGCUUUCAUAACAUGAUCAUUGUUCUUAUUUCUCGUAACACCCCUCCCUCCCCACUUUAAUGUAGGUGUAGUGUUCUUCACAUCUUAUACCAGUGCCACUUUGACAGUAAUAAAAUUUCUCAGUUGAA
Ostrea edulis (European flat oyster) is the source of this 1583-nucleotide messenger RNA. RefSeq names its product signal peptidase complex catalytic subunit SEC11A. The transcript is spliced from 6 exons. The record is from RefSeq and is a predicted model, not a curated record. Gene Ontology annotation, cellular component: membrane; signal peptidase complex. Lineage: Eukaryota; Metazoa; Mollusca; Bivalvia; Ostreida; Ostreidae. The coding region runs from base 84 to 629 and encodes 181 amino acids. Gene Ontology annotation, molecular function: serine-type endopeptidase activity.